Molecule: messenger RNA, 979 nt
Organism: Argiope bruennichi
Lineage: Eukaryota; Metazoa; Arthropoda; Arachnida; Araneae; Araneidae
Product: progranulin-like
Exons: 4
Coding region: 94-774 (226 amino acids)
Source: RefSeq, a predicted model, not a curated record
CUUUGUAUUUGUGCAGAUUCAUCUAUAAAAAGGGAUGGUAGGUCUCAAUUGACGUAAUGAGUUGCUCCAUUCCAUACCAGUAGAUCUUCAGCUAUGGAUCUUAGAAAAAUACUUCUAAGCAUUUUGCUUGGAUUCGUUUGCCUAUCUUCAGUACUAAAAGCUGAGGAUAACGAUCAUUCCUGUGAAACACAAUGUGGAGACAGUUGUUGCCCUCACGAAAAUGGAGUAUGCUGCGAAGGCAGCUCAGGGUGUUGCCGACAGGGUCAAACCUGCUUGCCUAACACCGAUACUUGCCUCGGCUUGAAUUUUACAGCACAUGGCAAUGUGACACUUCAUUCCGAACAAGUCACGCCCUUUACUGGGCUGUACUGUCCCAAUAGAACAACUGCCUGCAAGGGAGGUUGCUGUCCUUUUGCUGAUGCUGAUUGCUGCGAGAAUGGUUAUUGCUGUCCGAAAGGAACCCAUUGCUCAGUAGAUGCAUGCAUUGUGGAUGGAGUUCCUAGUAAGGCACUGAGGAAGGGGUUGGCCGGAAAAGACCCGGAGAAUAACAUUAUGGGACUGAAACUGAAAAAUCUUGGUAUUCAGAUCUGUCCCGAUAAACUGCACUUAUGUCCCGGUACAGCUGAAUGCUGUAGAAAUGCUAAUGGUCAAUGGGAUUGCUGUCCAAAAGUUUCUAAUUUAAAAGGUGAAUGUUGCUACAUGUUUGGAUUUAUAUGGACUUGCUGCACUGAUAUUCUUCCUGUAUGCCAUACGUGGGGAUGUUGGUGGACAUAAAGAGAGCAGCAAGGAAUUUUUCUGUCAAUUUGUUUUGCUCUAUUGUUUACGCAUAAAAUGCAAAUGAGAUUAAAAUUUUUAUCUAGAAUUUAUAGUGUAUAAUUUUGUACGUAGCAUAUCCUGUUAAUGCUUUUCAAGAUUACUUGUUAUAUGUAUUCUCUUUAUAGGAAAUUAAUGAAAACAUUAAACAUUUUAUUCUGUUUCG